This is a messenger RNA of Notechis scutatus (mainland tiger snake), 3970 nucleotides long. The record is from RefSeq and is a predicted model, not a curated record. Lineage: Eukaryota; Metazoa; Chordata; Lepidosauria; Squamata; Elapidae.
CCGGGGGGAGGGGAGGGGGGGAAAAGGCAGCGGCGGCCGCCUCUUUUGUGGGAGGGAAGCGGAGGAGGCAGGCGGAAUCGAUCGGGGCAGAAAUUGUUCCGAAGUGAGCCGCUCCGGGAGGACUCGCCGGCCCCGGGGAGCCAGGUAAAGAUGAUGUGAAGCCAAUCCCAUGUCCCCAGACACCGCAGAAUGCUUGGCGAGCAACAUCUUCUUCAGCCAUCUGUUGAGCCAGAAGAUGUUUGACGUAGUUAUCCAUUCACUUCAUGUAGGAGGGAUGGCUUUGUUGCCUUCUAGGGAAUGAUCUGGGCCAGAUCUGCAGAGAUGGCUGCAUGACCUACGAAUUUAUCUUUUAUCAAGAGGUGAAGCUCCCCAAAGAAGGCCGGCUUUCCCCCAGCUUGCAAACAGAUACAAAGCCUUGCGCUCUUUCUCUCUCUUGCUCAUCAGAGGUUGGUGGCUCAGCUGUGGACUUACUGAGGGUCCAUCUCUACACUGUGUGAGAUCCUGAUCUCGAGGCCUGGACGAUUUCAGGACUACAAUGGAAGAGAAUGUAUUCAGUGUCCAACAGAUUCAGCCGAAUGUAAUCUCGGUGAAGCUCUUCAAACGGAAGGUGGGUGGCCUCGGGUUCCUGGUGAAGGAACGAGUUAACAAGCCACCUGUGAUCAUCUCUGACUUGAUCCGAGGAGGGGCAGCAGAACAAAGUGGCCUUAUUCAGUCAGGAGAUAUUAUCCUAGCGGUCAAUGGGAAGCCCCUGGUUGACAUGAACUAUGACGCAGCCUUAGGAGUCCUUAGAAGCAUCGCUUCGGAAACUUACGUUGUUCUCAUCUUAAGAGGCCCCGAGGGCUUCACCACUCACCUAGAGACAACCUUCACUGGAGACGGGACACCAAAAACCAUCCGUGUCACCAGACCUCUGUGUGGGACGCCAACAGUAGGCGAUCAGGCAUCUGCUCCGAGCAUCCGCACCAAAGAGAAGCAACAGGGGGAAGAACGCAGCAUGGGGGGCUCGGUCAGCUCCCGGUGUAACCGGGAGAAUGGGCAAGGGGAAGAAAACCUGGUGCACGUCAAUGGCAUGGUAGCCACCAACGUGGCCAAGGACACCCUGAAAGGAAACCAGGAUAUUCCUGACCAUUGCCUGAAUGGCAGCGUUGAGAACAGUGAACUGCUCAAGGAGAUUGAACCCGUUCUGGAUCUUCUGAAGGGCAACAGCAAGGAACUCAAUGGCAAUGCUGAAGCCAAGAUGGGAGUGAGAGAUGUUGAAGUCCAGGUGGACAGUUUCUGCGAAACGGACCGGAAGUCGCCAAGGACGUUGCCAACGCAGCUGGAGAACGUCAGUGACCAAUGGGGGGGCUCUGAAAUGUGCCCCAUGCCAAGCAACGUGUCUUCAGGCAAGAACCAGGUCCCUUCUGGCCAGCAGUCGCCUACCAAAAAUGUGGUGAACGGAAGCCCUUCCAAGUGCCCGCGUUUUGCCAAAGUGAAGAACUGGGAAACUGGCUCUGUGCUCAAUGACACUUUGCAUUUGAAGUGCUCCAUGGUAACCCCUUGCAGUGAACAGAUCUGCAUGGGCUCCAUCAUGAUGCCUUCUCAGCAUGUCCGUAAACCGGAAGAAGUCCGGACAAAGGAUCAGCUCCUCCUCCUCGCCAAAGAAUUCAUUGACCAGUACUACUCCUCCAUCAAGAGGUCUGGCUCGAAAGCUCACAUGGAAAGGCUGGUGGAAGUCACCAAAGAGAUAGAAACUACGGACACCUACCAGUUGCGUGAUACGGAGCUGAUCUAUGGAGCUAAGCACGCAUGGCGCAACGCCUCUCGUUGCGUGGGGAGAAUCCAGUGGUCCAAGCUGCAGGUUUUUGAUGCCCGGGACUGUACCACAGCUCAUGGCAUGUUCAACUACAUUUGCAACCACAUCAAAUAUGCCACGAACAAGGGGAACCUCAGGUCUGCCAUCACUAUCUUCCCCCAGAGGACUGAUGGCAAACAUGAUUUCCGAGUCUGGAACUCCCAACUCAUCCGUUAUGCUGGCUAUAAGCAACCGGACGGCAGCAUCUUGGGUGACCCAGCCAAUGUGGAGCUGACUGAGAUUUGCAAACAGCAAGGGUGGAAAGCCCCCUAUGGCCGAUUCGACAUCCUACCGCUCCUUCUCCAGGCCAAUGGGAAUGAUCCUGAGCUUUUUGAGAUCCCAUCUGAGUUAGUGUUGGAAGUCCCCAUUAGACAUCCCAAAUUCGAGUGGUUUAAAGACCUUGAGCUUCAAUGGUAUGGCUUACCAGCUGUUUCUAACAUGCUGCUGGAGAUUGGAGGGUUGGAGUUCUCUGCAUGCCCCUUCAGCGGCUGGUACAUGGGGACCGAAAUCGGAGUCCGGGAUUACUGUGACAGCUCUCGUUACAACAUCCUAGAGGAAGUGGCUAAAAAGAUGAAUUUAGACAUGCGGAAAACUUCGUCUCUCUGGAAGGAUCAAGCACUAGUGGAAAUCAACAUUGCAGUCCUGUACAGUUUUCAGAGUGACAAGGUGACGAUUGUGGAUCAUCACUCGGCCACCGAGUCCUUCAUCAAACACAUGGAGAAUGAAUACCGUUGCCGGGGAGGUUGUCCGGCUGACUGGGUAUGGAUUGUCCCACCCAUGUCUGGAAGCAUCACCCCUGUCUUCCACCAGGAAAUGCUCAACUACAGGCUUACACCGUCCUUUGAGUAUCAGCCUGACCCUUGGAACACACACAUCUGGAAAGGGGUCAAUGGCACCCCCACCAAGAAGAGAGCAAUUGGCUUUAAAAAAUUAGCUAAAGCGGUCAAGUUCUCCGCAAAGCUGAUGGGACAAGCAAUGGCGAAGAGAGUCAAAGCCACCAUCCUCUACGCCACAGAAACAGGGAAAUCCCAGGUCUAUGCAAAAACGCUGUGUGAAAUCUUCAAGCAUGCCUUUGACGCCAAGGUGAUGUCGAUGGAUGAGUAUGACACCGUCCACCUGGAACAUGAGACCCUGGUUCUGGUGGUCACGAGCACCUUCGGCAAUGGAGACCCUCCGGAGAAUGGAGAGAAAUUCGGGUGUGCCUUGAUGGAGAUGAAAAACCCCAACUCCAACCUAGAAGAGAGCAGAAGCUACAAAGUGCGCUUCAACAGUGUCUCCUCAUAUUCGGAUGCCCAGAAAUCCUCUACCAAUGGACCUGAAGCCAGGGACAAUUUUGAGAGCGCUGGUCCACUGGCCAAUGUCAGGUUCUCUGUCUUUGGGCUGGGCUCACGAGCUUACCCUCACUUCUGCGCCUUUGCCCGUGCUGUGGACACCCUCCUGCAAGAGCUGGGAGGGGAACGCAUCCUGAGGAUGGGCGAGGGGGAUGAACUGUGUGGUCAGGAGGAAUCCUUCAGAACGUGGGCCAAGAAAGUCUUCAAGGCAGCAUGUGAUGUGUUCUGCGUGGGAGAUGACGUCAACAUCGAAAAAGCCAACAACUCCCUCAUCAGCAACGACCGUAGUUGGAAGAGAAGCAAGUUCCGUCUGACUUAUGUGGCUGAGGCCCCAGAGCUGACCCAAGGUUUAUACAGCAUCCACAAAAAACGAGUUUACGCCGCUCGGCUGCUGUCCCGUCAGAAUCUCCAAAGCCCCAAAUCCAGCCGCUCCACCAUUUUCUUGCGGCUUCACACAAACGGCCAGCAGGGGUUGCGUUACCUGCCCGGGGACCACCUGGGAGUCUUUCCGGGAAACCAUGAAGAUUUGGUCAACACCUUGAUUGAAAGGCUGGAGGAUGCCCCGCCCACCAACCAGCUAGUAAAACUCGAAAUUCUAGAAGAGAGAACUACAGCUUUAGGUACCAUCAGCAACUGGACCGAAGAGAACCGCAUCUCUCCUUGUACCAUAUUCCAAGCAUUCAAAUAUUACCUGGACAUCACUACCCCUCCCACACCCAUUCUGCUGCAGCAGUUUGCCCUACUGGCCACCGACGAGAAGGAGAAGAAGCGCCUACAAGUUCUUAGCAUGGUAAGACAGCGGUGA